AUGAGUAAAAUUAGGAGCCUCCCACCUGAGGUCAUGGAACCAGGCCCUGGAGUGGAACUUGGGGUGGAAGACGGCCUCCUCUGUCAACUGAUUCAUUCUCCAGAAUUCAACUUGUUCUCUGACUCGGUGGUGUUUGAAAGCAACUUUAUCCAGGUCACUAAAGCCGGGAACUGGAUGGAUGUCUGUGACGGGUCUACCACUGUGAUCCUCGGGGUGACCUCCUCGGUGCCCUCCUUGCCACUCCCCAACGUCCUCCUGAUGGCCAGUGUCACCUGGCCCCAGGGUCAGUUUUCCACCUGUAGCACACCUGAUAGUGCCCCAGUCAUCACCCUCAGCAGGAUUCUCCCACUGAAGUACGUGGAGCUACGAAUCUGCGACCGGCUCCAACGCAUCCUGAGGGUUAGGACAGUGACUGAAAAGAUCUUCUACCUGAGGCUCCACGAAAAACACCCAGAGGCUGUGUUUCAAUUCUGGAUCCGCUUGGUGGAAAUUCUGCGGAGAGGUCUGUCUAUCACCACAAAAGACCCGAGAAUCCAAUUCUCUCACUGCCUGGUGCCCAAGUUGCCCUGCAGCUCCACCGAAACAUCUGGAAGCGGCCUCCUGUCAUCCUGCCAGUCCAGUGAAAGCUCCAUGAAACUCUUGGCAGCCGAGCAGACCAGUGAUUUCUCGAAUCUCUCAGGAAGGUCCCAGCUCACAGCAGACAGAAACACCGAUACCACCACUGAAAUAGACAAUUUCAACUGCUCUGACAAGACACCCUCUCCAGUGGCAUCCCCUGUCAAUUCGAAUAUACCCAUGAGAGCCACCUUGAACCACAGUCUCCGGGAGCAAGAGAAUCCAGUGGAGCACUUCCUGCAGGCUCCUGUAGCCAGUUCCCUAGGAGAGGACUUCCUGGGACCCAACACCUAG
Lagenorhynchus albirostris (white-beaked dolphin) is the source of this 909-nucleotide messenger RNA. It is a transcript of the gene GARIN1A, whose product is annotated as golgi associated RAB2 interactor 1A. The record is from RefSeq and is a predicted model, not a curated record. Lineage: Eukaryota; Metazoa; Chordata; Mammalia; Artiodactyla; Delphinidae. Gene Ontology annotation, cellular component: nucleus.